Messenger RNA from Desarmillaria tabescens, 2058 nucleotides. RefSeq lists its product as uncharacterized. The transcript has 2 exons. The record is from RefSeq and is a predicted model, not a curated record. NCBI's taxonomy places the organism in Eukaryota, Fungi, Basidiomycota, Agaricomycetes, Agaricales, Physalacriaceae. The coding region runs from base 65 to 1921 and encodes 618 amino acids.
CCCCGGGUUCAUCAGCACGGCCCGUGCAGCCGAUUAACUUGUCUUACCAUCACACCAUCGAGCCAUGGCUUCAUUCCGCCUGCAAAAAGAUUUGAUUAACCCUCGAUUCGAAGGGUACAGACUGGAUGCGAUUGCCCAAGAUGAUGCUGUCACUCGAUAUAACCUGGAGUACAAGGGGACCCAGGUGACAUCGUCCAACAAAUCCUUACUGACCUUCAAAGAGAUGCAGAGCAGGAUAACUCACAAUCACCUUGCAACUUGCGGCAAAUAUGCAGUCUAUGUCGACUCGCAAUUCAAUCUUAUUGCUAUAUAUCUGGCGCCGGGAACCGGUGAACCCAAUUUUCGUGUCGUAUUUGAGAUACCACGAUCCAUCGAGUCUACUUCCAUUGAAACCUAUCGCAGGGAGUACCCCUCAGCGGUAUUUUUGUCGCCUUCAGUCGUAUUUCUUGCCGAUGGCAGCGGCUCGCUGUAUGUCUUACGGACGACGGAGACAGGACCUUUCGAGCUGAUAUCCUCCUAUCAAUUACCCUCGUCUCCUGGCCUCCCUUUCCGCAUUCAUUCUGUGGAUUUUGCCUCUCCGAGCGCUGUUGUGGCAAUUCUUUCAUCCCGGAACUACGCAGGUGGCGAUGGCGACGGUGUUCCAGUCCCAAAGAAACACGCCCACGUUGACUUCGAUGUUUGGGCAGUCAACCUUGUCGCCCUCGAUGUUGUGUCCUCGGACGUUCAGACGAUGAACGUCGUCUGGCAGCGACGGGGCGACGACGUUCCUACUUAUGUCACCUACGUCCCAUCUAGACAAUGCCACUUAUUGGUCGGUGGUUCGGUGUAUCGAAGUAUCGGAAUUCCGCCCACUCCGUCGUAUUCGCCAAAGCCGGAUGAAAUAGCUCCAAUACCACGGGCCAACGAGAAUCUCGACAACGCAGAAGACGGCCCCAAGAAACCCCCUCCAUACUCCUGGUACCAGACGUCUGAUUCCCUCACAAUAGCCUUCCCCCUUCCUUAUACUACCCCAAAACCUAACAUCCAUGUUGAGUUUUUCGCUCACUCCUUGACCCUGCACAUCCACGGUGAAGCCUUAGAAGCAAUUCCUUUCCCAGAUUAUCACAACGAAGUGUUCUGGGGUGAAAUUGAUCUAUCCUCGUGCCUAUGGACGUGGGACCGAGAGGCAGAGCACUCCUUUGGACUGCUGACUCUUCAUGUGGAAAAGCAGCACGAAGGAACGAGAUGGAUGCAGGUCUUCAAGAGCCAUGCUGUCGAGGUUCCCGAGACCCUUGAUCCCUCCGAGCUCUAUAAAAUCCGGGAGGCCCUGGAAAAAUACACAGCUGCUCUGAGGGAUGGAGAGGAUCUGAGUGGGCUGGGAUUAGGAAGAGGAGUGCCCAGUUUCGCUGAGGGCGAGAUUGACGAGGAGGUAGACGGCUCUGUGGGCCGACAGGCGUAUUUGACCUGGGUCACAACCAAUGGAGACAGCCCUUCCUGGGCCUCAAGGUCCCACGAGAUUCCGAUCCGGCUUCUGUCUACGCCAUUUCCAGGCAGCGCCACCCCGAGCGUCUCUCUAAUCACCAAAGAAAGCGUCGACGGAACGGUUUUCACCCUUGGAUCUGAAGAUUUAUCUGAAUGGAUCCAUACAUCCACCUUUUCAGCGCUUGCUUUUGUUCUCGCGACGAAGCGCGACACCAGAUUUAUUUAUCAUACCAACGCCGCUGUGCUGGCCUUCGAAAGUGGUGCGCAGAACAGGGGUGCAAACGUAUAUAUCUACCGUGCCGCGCCUCCGACGGAACAAUGGUCUAAACAAGCCAUUCUGAAGGUCAACGAUGGUAUAGGUGGGUCUCUUUUGGGAGUAGGGUCCAUUGAGACGCAGGAAGGAGGGCAGAAGAUUAUAUGCCUAGCCGAAAACGAGCUGGUCACCAUAAAGGACAUAUGAAAGUACGAAAAAGAAUCGAGAUUCGGGUAAUGUAAGUAAAUACUGGCGUGAGGAACAUCACAGAAUGCACGGUCAAUGUUGUAUGAUACUAAGUAGUGAUCACAUAUGUAGGAGCUGUCGAUGCUAUUAGUGAAUGC